Messenger RNA from Ostertagia ostertagi, 327 nucleotides. The record is from the annotation of a GenBank genome assembly. Lineage: Eukaryota; Metazoa; Nematoda; Chromadorea; Rhabditida; Trichostrongylidae.
AUGCAGUUUCAGAAGAAAUCAUUGGAUCUUCCUGUCCCUGAAGCCGAACAUGUCUGCCCCGUUACCAUACUGAAGCGGCAUCGACCACAAUACGGCCACAUGGGCAAUGGAAGCUAUGUUGAAGUGCAACAAGACUCUGAACGCAGCUUUGAGGCGACCUUUGUCGAGUGCACUAACGGUCAACCACAGACCAUCAUGUCACUGGGAUCGACACGCUUACGUGAGUAUUCAUCAGAAUGUGUCACAUUGUACGAGUGGCGAUCGGCUCACGUACGGCUUCCGAAGUCAAAUGUCGAUUUUGUUCCGGCAAUGAUCAAGGUUAGCUAG